Molecule: messenger RNA, 2601 nt
Organism: Momordica charantia (bitter melon)
Lineage: Eukaryota; Viridiplantae; Streptophyta; Magnoliopsida; Cucurbitales; Cucurbitaceae
Source: RefSeq, a predicted model, not a curated record
AUGGUCCUUCAACUAGCCCUCUUGUACUUUGAUAAAAUCUGCAAAAGCAAAGAUUCAUGUUCAUUAGACAAAUAUGAAGAAAUGACAACGGGCAAAACUGUCUUAGAAUCUAGGUCGUUAGUGUACGGUCCUCGUCAGUCUCCUCGUCAUCACCAGGUGAAUCCCCAGGUGGCGUUACUAGCUGAGGCAUUGCAAGUAUUGCUGGAUAAUGCGAAUGGAGCCGGUGGGGCUCAGGCGCAGCAGCCUCGCCGGGCACAGAUUCAACAGGAGGAGGUCCAGUUCAUCAAGGAUUUCAAACGCUUCGGACCACCCGUUUUCAACGGGGUGAGUGAGAGGCCUACUGCGGCUGAGGAGUGGGUCAGGGAGUUGGAAGCCCUUUAUGUGUAUUUGGGAUGCUCCGACGAAUUCAAGGUCCGAGGAGUAGUGUUUAUGCUUCGGGGAGAAGCAGUAAACUGGUGGGAGUCGGUGGCGGCAGCGGAGGAUCACGCCAACGCACCCGUCACAUGGGCGAGGUUUAAGGACCUACUCUAUGAGUACUAUUUCCCCGUGACUAUUGACAAGUUCAUUGACGGUUUGCGUAGGGAGAUCAAGGGGCUACUUGUUCUCAAGGAACCAACUACUUAUGCAGCAGCAUUCAGUUUUGUUCGGCAUGCGGACCUAGAGCUAGAAUCGUUAGGCUUUUUGCUGUCGGUAUCCACUCCGUCAGGAUCUGUGUUGGUCACUAGUCAAGUGAUGAAAGGAGGCCAGCUCUCUUUCGAUAGUCAGACCGUGGAGGUGAAGUUAAUUCAACUGGAUAUGCAAGAUUUCGAUGUGAUACUAGGCAUGGAUUGGUUAGCUGCCAACCGGGCUAACAUUGAUUGCUCGAAGAAGGAAGUUAGCUUUCGCUUGCCCUCCGGACAAAACUUUACCUUUAAAGGAGUCAAGGCCGGGGUCCCGAGGGUGGUGUCGGCAUUGAAGGCCAGCCAUCUGCUCCAGCGUGGUGUCUGGGCCUAUUUGGCUAGCAUUGUGGAUACAAGGAAGGACCUCCCCGGCUUGCCUCCGUCCCGCGAAGUGGACUUUUGUAUAGAGUUGCUACCAGGGACGGCUCCCAUCUCGAAAGCACCCUAUCGAAUCGCUCCGGCAGAGUUGAAAAAGCUGAAGCUACAGUUGGAAGAACUACUCGACAAGGGUUUCAUCCGCCCAAGCGUAUCCCCUUGGGGUGCGCCCGUGCUCUUUGUUAAGAAAAAGGACGGCUCUAUGCGACUUUGUAUAGAUUACAGGGAACUAAACAAAGUUACGGUUAAGAAUAAGUAUCCCCUACCACGCACUGAUGACCUUUUUUAUCAGCUUCAGGGGGCGAAGGUGUUCUCAAAGAUAAACUUGCGUUCGGGGUACCACCAGUUAAGGUUAAAGGAGGUCGACAUCUCGAAGACGACGUUCAGAACAAGGUAUGGGCACUAUGAGUUUGUCGUGAUGUCUUUUGGACUCACAAAUGCUCCGGCAGCCUUUAUGGAUCUAAUGAAUCGGGUCUUUAAGGAGUAUUUAGAUUCUUUUGUCAUCGUGUUCAUCGACGACAUCCUGAUAUACUCCAAGACUGAGCAGUGCCACGAAGAACAUCUCAGGCAGGUUUUGACUACACUACGAGGAAAUAAGUUGUAUGCAAAGUUUUCAAAGUGUGAGUUCUGGCUGGACCAAGUGGCUUUCCUAGGACACAUAGUCACCAGAGAAGGUAUUGCAGUAGACCCCGCCAAGGUAGAAGCUGUUAGCCAUUGGCCAAGACCUAGUUCAGUUACAGAGAUUCGUAGUUUCCUCGGCUUGGCUGGUUAUUACAGAAAGUUCAUCCAGAAUUUCUCUCGGGUAGCGGCACGGUUGACGCAGUUGACUCGUAAGAAUGCUACCUUCACUUGGAGCAGCGAGUGUGAGGAGGCUUUCCAAGAACUGAAGAAGCGUUUGGUGUCUGCACCGGUAUUAACUGUCCCCGAUGGGACGGGAGGUUUGGUGGUUUACGGCGACGCCUCGCGAAGGGGCUUGGGAUGUGUGCUGAUGCAACAUGGGAAAGUUAUAGCUUAUGCUUCUCGACAACUGAAGGCGCAUGAGCUUAACUAUCUCACUCAUGAUUUAGAAUUAGCAGCAGUGGUCUUCGCCUUAAAGUUGUGGAGGCACUACCUUUACGGAGAGAGAAUUCAGGUCUUCACGGAUCAUCAGAGUUUGAAGUACCUUUUCACUCAGAAGGAGCUUAAUUUGAGACAGGGGCGGUGGUUAGAGUUAGUGAAGGACUAUGACUGUGAGAUCAGUUACCAUUCGGGUCAAGCAAAAGUGGUGGCUGAUGCUCUUAGUAGAAGGGCGGCAAGUGUGGCAUCUCUGGUUGCGAUCUGCAGUCCAAUGCACAGCGAGUUGGAAAGCUUGGAGGUAGAGCUGACGGUGGAUGAUGUCUCCGCACGGUUGGCUCGACUCUCGUUGGAACCCAGUCUGAGGCAGCGGAUCAUUGUUGCCCAAAAGGAAGACCCUAGCUUGGCCAAAGGCUUUAGUUCUGCUUUCUCUUCUUGUUGUGGAUUGGAGGUGGAUGCAAGAACAGGUGUAACUGCUUUAGUUCCUUCGUCUGGAAGUGAGGGUCCAUCAUAA